CAACAAGUUAAUGUGUGAUAUAAUGGCAUGUACUAUUUUAUUGUUUAUUACAUGUUAAUUAUUGAAAUUAAACAUUUUUAGAAGCUAUUUAUGGUAUUCCCAAUUCAUUAAUUUAAAACCAAGCUUCACUACACGUACAUUCGUAAUAUUUCCUCGUUGAAGACAGCAUGUUUAGUUUACCUAUUACAGUUCACUGCAGUUUAUGACACAUAGUCCAUACAUUUGUAAAAAUAGGUAAUACAUUUUAAGAGCAUAUGCAAGCGAUAACAUGAGCGCGUUAAAACAAAUAAAUGUACUCAAUGUAAAAGCCAAAUACCACAAUAACAAUUGACUUCAUAAAACAGAAUAAUAGAAAUAAUCGCAGUCAGUGCACUAUAGAUUUAUGGGUUCACGUAUGUUCGGCUGAUAACGCAGAAACACGAAGAUGAUACGAUAACAUUUAACAGUUAAAAAUGGCGGCGUCAACACGGAAGUCAAAAUGGACUGAAACAAACGAAGCACUAUUCGAUGUUCUCAAAGAAGCCGAUUUACCAUUAGAAGUCAAGGUGUAUGAUGAAUAUGCUAAUCACACAGUUGACUCGGAUUUAAUAAAUUUAUCGGACAGCAAAUUGUUGAUUGUGUGUCGAAAAUCGCUCUCCUUCGCAAGGGUUCACAUUUUAGAAUCAGAAUUCUUUGAUGGGAUACCUAUAGAGCAACGAAAUGACUUUGAAACUAUUGCAGAAAGGGCCAACUAUGUUGGAAAUGAAUAUUACAUUCCAAUGAAAUAUCCCAGACGUUUGCAAACGGAUACCAUGAUACAGCCUACAAAUAUGAGAUCUGGACGAUUGACGUUUACCAAGACCAAAAAGACCGCGACAGUCAACACAGAUGGGACUUACACACGUCUCAUUCACUGCCUACAAGCACUCAAAGAAGAGAAAAUUUGCCCCUUAGCUUUUUCGUUCGUCAACCCAGAGCCCGAAGAUGUUGUUCAUUUUAAUGACGAAAAGGCAGGAAAUGCGUUUAUAUUUGCACAAGGUCCUUUAGCAUACUUGGGAUGUGUUGAUAUUCCUUAUGUUAUUGCGUGGAAACGAGAGCCUGCGUACAAGUCGUACAGUACUGUUCUAAUACCUGAGAGCAUGUGGAAAGAUGUUCGGGUAAAACGGAGAGCUGUGUCGUAUGCAACGACAAACAUGGAAAUAACGACCCGCAGAUACCAGAUGUGUCAAAAUAUUGACUUUGUUGAGACUCGCUUAUAUUGCGUCGAUACGGAAUUUCAGUACCCAAUUAUUCUGAGAAGUCCGGAUAUGUUUAAAGUAAUCCGUACUGGAAGCGCAUUAAAACAACGGUGUCGCGUUCCAUACCGAGAAUCAUCCGAAGAAGAACAAGAAGACGAAAACGAAGAACCAACGGAGAAUCCUACUGAACAACCAUCUGUAGCAGGCGAUGCAUACGAAGAACGGCAUAAAUAUAAGAUGAAAUCACAUGUAAAAUCAGACCAUGGGGAAAAAUCGACCAUUACAGCGGAUUAUGACUAUACUGAGGCGUACAAUCGAAUAGAUCUUGACAAACGUUACGUCGUCAUAUUCACAGAUAAGGAAAAGCCACUCGCUGUCAGCUCUAGUGAUAACUAUGAAAGAAAAACUCCCGAAACUUGGGUCAUUAAUUUUGAUCCAUUAUCUGAAAAGGAGAAAGAAGAAAUUGAGACCCCGGGAAAAUCCGAUGAAGAUUUUUAUGCAUUGACUGUUUUAAAGCUGUGCUAUCUGCUAUGUUUCUGUGGACUGCUCGAUGUUGCCAUGGUUUGUUAUCGGCAUAAACUGGACGGGGAGUUCUUCAGGAUGGCAAAACAAGACGUCAUUUUGAACAAACCGUUUUCUCUCUCUGAACUGGAAAAGGUGAAAUUUGACCAAAUUAUUCAAGGGUGGCGGCCGAAGGUGAAAGACAGCAUUUCUACUGCGCAUGUAACAUACCAGUUUUAAGCGAAAACACCCAAAAAUAGCCGAAUACUAGUUCUAAUCAAUUCGUGACACAAUUGAAUUUGAGAAUUUGUCAAGAUAAUUUUAACAGACAACUUCUCAAAACAACUAAAAUAAGUAUAGGUGACAAGUAACACAACUUGUCUUAAGACUGUGAUACUCAGUAAUAUCAUAUGACCGUUGAUACAAAAAUAUAGUCAUGUCCGCAUUGGUGUGUUACGGCUUUACCCUUGCAUGCGAGAUGAUUAUUAUUAUUUGAAGUAUAUCAUGCUAAGGCUUAAAAAAUGUCAAAAAGCCAGAGAUAUAGAUGAUACGUGUAAUUAUGUUUUUCACCGCGACAUAAAAUAUCGCAAUAUCGAUGCAUCCAAUACGAAGCUCGCGAUUUGCAAUUCUACACUGUCUUCGCUAUCUGCAUAUGUAUCGCGUCAUUUUGCGUCGUUUAUUAUCUGUAAUCACUAAAAAAACUUCUUAAAAAAGAGUGUCAUUAUGAUAGUGUCGCAUAUGUGAAACAAGUCAAUAAGGUCGCGCUAUACUAAUACAACUCAUGUAAUUAAUGUGAAACAUUCCAGUUUUGCAGAAAAUAAAGUAAGUAUAUUGCACGCUGGGACACCCAUAACCAUAUCUGUAAUCACUAAAAAAACUUCUUAAAAAAGAGUGUCAUUAUGAUAGUGUCGCAUAUGUGAAACAAGUCAAUAAGGUCGCGCUAUACUAAUGCAACUCAUGUAAUUAAUGUGAAACAUUCCAGUUUUGCAGAAAAUAAAGUAAGUAUAUUGCACACCCAUAACCAUAUAUUUCCUAAAGAGCUUUCUAAGUUUAAUGCUUUUAAGAACAAAAAAGGAAUGUCAUUUGGUAUGGAAAAAUGAACUUUUUACGAAUCAUAAUUCCCUUUUUGUAACGUUUUUUUUCGGCUACUUUUUAAUUCAUUGUAAAUCGCGUUUCUCGCAAGUCUCCCACUGUAGUCUCAAAUCUUUAAACACAACAGUUACUUUUGUUGUGAUUUUAAUGCUUUCCCUGCGCACAGUUUGAAAAAAAUAUAAUAGCAAAACAAACGAGUGUUAUUAACUGUUAACAAGUCUUCCAAUAAAUAAAGAUGACUUUUAGAGAGUAUAGCAUCAAUUUUUUAGUAUACUGUAACCUUUAGGAACUUGUUCUUUCGUUCUUUCGUUGCCACUGACAGUCGAUGUAUUACUUUCAACCCUUUUCUAAUAAAUUAUCAGACAAUAA
This is a messenger RNA of Dreissena polymorpha, 3179 nucleotides long. RefSeq lists its product as uncharacterized. The transcript has 5 exons. The record is from RefSeq and is a predicted model, not a curated record. Bases 453 to 1958 code for a protein of 501 amino acids. Lineage: Eukaryota; Metazoa; Mollusca; Bivalvia; Myida; Dreissenidae.